UCGCUCCCAGUUCACUACCGCGACGGGGCCGCAGGGAUCUUCUAUACCUACUCAGGAGGGAUCCUCCUUCGCUGCGGCUUCCAUGCUGUUUCCCAGGGAAAACGAGAGCCGGGAGACUUCAGCUGUAUCUGUCGGUGCUGGGGAUCCGGGAACAGCAGGACACACCAGCAGCAACCCGGCCAUUAUGAGCAGCCAAAAGCUAGUAGGGACGUCAAACACUGAAAUAAGGAUUUCCAGCUCUCAUACGCACAAUACAGAUACCUUCAGUACCUUUGGCGGUAGCAAAGGAAAGAGACUGCGGAUGAUAACCAGCAGUGCUUCUGGGUCUACAGCUGGAAUAAUAAACUCUGCUUCUUAUACUGAAAUGAACAGAUCUGGAGCUUUAGCUCAGCAUUCAUCUGCUUCAGUGAUGCAGACAAGAAGAGCUGAUGCCUCAGCAAGUUCUUUGGAUAUUGCUGAACUUGAAACAGUGUUUUUGAGGAUACAUUCUCCCAGGACACCAGUUUCUUCACUUUCAGAGGAUAAUCAUCCAGCUACUGGGAGCAGCCACCACCAUACAGAUAGCAAGUGGAAUGCAGACAGCACAACAUCCAGUUUGCAUAUCAUAAGCACUGCCAGGAGUUCAGCAACAGCCAACCGAGGUGCAGAAAGGACUUCACAGAUUUUUACAGACAGCAUCAGCCUGACUGAUUCAGCAAGAAAAGACUCAGUUUCUCACAGGGAAAUUGCCACCUUUUCUGAUGGAACCCUGUUCCCAUCUCAAACAACGCAUUCCAGAGGAAGAAGUAACACAUCAGAUGUCACACAACUUCCUGAUUCUUCAUCGAGGAUUUUUCUUACUCAAUCUUACUUGUCUCCAAAGACUACUUCAGCAGACAACAGUCAGCCGAGGACCAGCUCAAAUACAGGGAAAAGUAUUUCCAGUUCUCAGACGGACAGUGCGUCUGUUUCAGAUCUCACUGAGAGAGGCGGAGAGAGGACAUUACGAACUUCAAGAGACAUCAGCAGUUCAUUCAAUGCAACACCAAUAUCCACAACCUCUGGCAAUGAAAUCUCUGCCUCUUCAGGCUUCACGGAUUCUUCUCAUGUGUUAACUGCAGUACAGACUGGACAAAUGGAUUUGUUACCAGAGGACAAUGAUUUCACUGAAGCAGCACUUGCACAUUCCCAGGCUUUUUCAGAAACAACAGCUGCAGAAGACAAUGGUCAGCUGAGAAGCAGCACAAGUACAGGGAGAAGUAUUUCCACUUCUUGGAUGGACGGUGCGUCUGUUUCAGGUCUAACUGAGAGAGGCAGAGAGAGGACAUUACGAACUUUAAGAGACAUCAGCAGUAUUUUUAAUGCAACACAAAUAUCUACAACCUCUAGCAUUGAAACCUCCACCUCCUCAGGCCUCACAGAUUCUUCUCAUGCGUUUACUUCAAUACAGACUGGACAAAUGGAUUUGUCACCAGAGGACAAUGAUUUCACUGAAACAGCAGUUACACAGUCCCAGGCUCCUUCAGAAACAACAGAAGAGAGUGGUCAGUCGAGGACCAGGUCAAAUACAGAGAGAUGUAUUUCGAGUUCUCACGUGGAUGGUGUGUCUGUUUCAGGACAAACUGAGACAGGCACAGAGAGGACAUUACAAACUUUAAAAGACAUCACCAGUUCUUUCAAUGCAACACCAAUAUCCGCAACCACUAGCAAUGAAAUCUCUGCCUCUUCAGACCUCACAGACUCUUCUCAUGUGUUAACUCCAGUACAGACUGGACAAAUGGGUUUGUCGCCAGAGGACAAUGAUUUCACUGAAACAGCACUUACAUAUUCCCAGGCUUUUUCAGAAACAACAGGUUUCACUGAGAGAGGUGGAGAAAGGACAUUACGAACUUUAAGAGACAUCAGCAGUUCUUUCAAUGCAACACCAAUAUCCACAACCUCUAUCAAUGAAAUCUCUGCCUCUUCAGACCUCAUGGAUUCUUCUCAUGUGUUAACUGCAGUACAGACUAGACAAAUGGAUUUGUUACCAGAGGACAAUGAUUUCACUGAAGCAGCACUUGCACAUUCCCAGGCUUUUUCAGAAACAACAGUUACUGAAGAUAGUGAUCAUCAGCCAAGAAGCAGGUCAAAUACAGACAGCAUUUCCAUUUCUCACACGGACAGUGCACCUGUUCCAGGUCCAUCUGACAGAAGUGGAGAGAAUACCUUACGAACUCAAAGCAACAUAACUGAUUCCCAUAAUGCAACACAAAUGUCCAUCACUGGUAAUACCAAAAUCUCUAGCUCUUCAGACCUCCCUAAUUCUUCUUAUGUGUUAACUCCAGUACAGACCAUACAAAUGAAUUUAUCACCAAAGGACGCUGAGUUUACUGAAGCAGCACUUACACAUUCUCAGCCUCCUUCAGAAACAACAGGCACUGGAAGUAGUCUACAGCCAGUUAAAGUAUCAGAGGCAGAAAGGAGGGUUUCUAGUGCUUCUACAGACAGCAUAUACUUAUCAGCUAUAUUCAUACAUGGUGGAGAGAGGACAACACGGUCUCUACCAGAUAACAGCACAUCUCCUGAUGCAGCAGAUAGUACCAGUUACAAAACUGAAACUUCCAGGUCUUCAGAACCAACCCUGAUCUUAACUUCUGGGGCAGAAAUACUCAGUGUCUCAUUAAGUGAAGUGCAACCCACUGGGCCUUCUACUGAGCGCUCAGUUCAACAUUCCUCUGAAGUUCCACUGUUCUCAACUUCAUCAAAGGAUUUAUCAACUUUUGGAAAUGGUAAUAAUUCAGUGAGUGGCUCAAGUGUUUCACGCUCUUAUACCGAAAGCACUUAUAGUUCAGCAACUUUCAGCAAAGAAGAAGCACAAACUGUACAAUCUAUAGUUAACACUACAUUUGUUGAAGCAACUGAAAGCCCCUCAUCAUAUAUGGAAGAGUUCAAUGGCUCGGAGCUAAAUCCUUCCUCAUCAAAGGUAUACUCUCAAAGGACUGACUUCUCAGAAAAAUACUUUGAUAUAUCUGGGCCUGCAACUGAGACUUUUCAAAGUCUCAGCUCAUCAAGGAUACCAACUUACUCUUCCUUCCAAAGUGAACCUUCAGACACUGGAGCAGACCACCAGCCAAUGAGUGGCACUGACACUGGAAAAAGGACCUCCGUUUCUCAUACUGACAGUACAUACAUUUCAACCACUUUCACAAGGGGUGGAGAAAGGACGUUGCUGUCUGUCCCAAAUAGCAGCAUGUCAGCAGACUCAUCAGAAAGUUCCACUUUUUAUGCAGAAAUGUCCAGCCCUUCAGAGUCAGCUCAGUCCUCAUUUUCUGCGACCCAGAGCAGAAGAAGCAACAUGUCCUCAAAUGACAUGGAUUUCUCUGUGCUGUCAACAGAACCUUUGGCUGUACAGUCCUUGAAAACAGCAGCAUAUUCUUCUGUGCUCAGUGAGGUGCAUACAACUCAGUUGUAUUCAAAGUCUGAAUCGACAUCUGAUGGCAGCUUGUCAUUUGCAUCAUCCACUUCAACAUCACCAGAACAGGAUUCACUUCCACCAACUCGGCUGCCAGCUCUCUUUUCGUCCUCAGAAUCCCCUUUCCCAUUGUCUUCCUCUGCUUUCCCAUCACUGUUUUCAUCAUCCCCUCAAACUCUUUUAGUGACUUUUUCACCCAGGCUGUCAUCAACAGUGCUGCCCACAUUACCACCAUUCCCCUCUUUGUUGCCUUCUCUUUCCUCGACACCUUCAUCGUUACAACCUAGCAAACAUUUUGAAACCAGCGUUUCUAUGGCUGUAUCUGAAGGGACAACUGGAACAGACCCACCCACUGCUGGAAGUUCCCACAGUGAGGUCAACAGCCACACUGGGAUGUAUCAAUUGAAGGAUAGUAGUGAUCGGGGUUCAACAGGAUCUUCUCCUCUUCUGACUGAAACUACUGAACAACUCACGGACCUCUCAUCACCUAGGAUUGUAUCCCUAGAUGAAACCAAGAGCUCAAAAGAACAAAAUGUUUCACUCCCAAGGGCCAGGGUUGGAAAAACCCCUUCUGUUUUGCCUACGUUUCCUACAUACUUGCUAGAAAGUACCACAGAGUCAGAGACAGCAAAAGCAACAACAUCUACAUUGUCAUACACAACCACUCAAAAGGAUGCCUUCAGUUUUGUGGUGGUAACCACAGGAAAGAACUUUAUAAAGACAGUUCACACAACGUUGGGGUUACCUACUUUAGCAUCAAGCACGGAUUAUGUGGUCACUACAAAGGCUCAGAAAGCACAACCUCCCUUUCCUACCAAGAUACCCUCUUAUGCCACUGGAAUGCCUACAAAAGCAAUGGAAACAAGCAUCUCAACUAGUAUUAAAGUCACCAAGCCCAGUACCACUGCUACCCAUCCUCCCAAAAUGUUUUCUUCCAGAAAAACCACUGCAGGGACUUCUUCUACUUCACCAGUUCCCACUAAACCAACCACUGUCAUGUGGGUAGAAAGCCGAAAGACAUUUUCAGCUUCCCAUGGAAAAGCUAAUGUGUGUACCAUGGAUACUUGCCUUAAUAAUGGGAAAUGCAGUAUGGAUAGCUUGAUGGACACAUUCCAGUGUCAGUGUUCACCUGGCUGGCAAGGAGAAGACUGCAGUAUGGAUGUAGAUGAGUGUCUGUCUAAUCCGUGCCCAGCCUUGGCCACAUGUACAAACACCCAAGGUUCAUUCCAGUGUAUGUGUUCCCUGGGCUAUCAGAUGGAGAAAGGAAAAUGCAAUUUAGUACGAACAUUUGUUGGCCAGUUUCCAUUAAUGUUUAAUACAACUGGAGGAAAGUACUUAGAGCUUCAUCAAAUUGAAGAAGAUAUCAUAAACAUGCUGAACAGUUCUCUUUCAACAUUGCCUGGUUAUUAUACCUCCACUGUUAAAGCAUCAAGACAGUCAGGCACCGUCCAAGUAUCUGUCCUGAGCACCUUUUCUUUAGUCUCCAAUAUCACCCUUUUUGACAUUGUCAGCACUGUGAGAAGCCAUAUCCGAGCCUGCAAAGCACCCACAGAGACUUGCCAGUUCAUCUCUAAGCUUACACUGCUCCACAGAGUUGGCGGUCUGUGUAAACACAAAGAUCCGGAAUGUGACAAAGAAACUUCUGUAUGUGUGGACCUGGAUGGUAUUGCCAUUUGCCAGUGCCAGGCUGGAUACUUCAAAUACAAUAAGCUGGAUCAUUCCUGCAGAGCUUGUGAAGAUGGGUAUAAACUUGAGAACAGCACUUGUGUAAGUUGCCCAUUUGGAUUAGGAGGAUUCAACUGUGGGAAUCCAUAUCAGCUGAUCACCAUUGUGAUUGCAGCGGCUGGAGGGGGACUUCUGCUCAUCAUGGGGAUAGCUCUCAUUGUCACAUGCUGCCAGAAGAAUAAAAAUGACAUAAGCAAACUCAUCUUCAAAAGUGGAGAUUUCCAGAUGUCACCAUAUGCUGAAUAUCCCAAAAACCCUCGAGUUCAGGACUGGGGGAGAGAAACCAUUGAAAUGCAAGAGAAUGGAAGCACUAAAAACUUACUACAGAUGACAGAUGUUUACUAUAUGCCAACCAACCUAAGGAACCCUGAACUGGAAAGAAAUGGGCUCUACCCACCAUACACAGGUCUUCCAGGAUCCCGACACUCCUGCAUCUACCCGGGGCAAUACAACCCCUCCUUUGUUAGUGAUGACAGCAGGAGAAGAGACUACUUUUAACAGAAUUGCAGGAAGGUGCUUGGAAGGCAAAUGGAAGAAGGGCAAUUACCUGCUACUUGUUUUGUGGGUACCCUAUAAUUAUACAGCUCAGAUGCUGACAUGAUUGUAUGCAGAAAGGACACUUUGGAUCCUUGGAGAAGAUUGAACAGGAUUGCCCGAAAGGAGCCAUGUGUAGCUGCUGUUGAACUGCAGAGGGAAAGCAAGUAUCAAGAGUAAGCCAAUGUACAGGUGUAAGAAGCAAGCGAUAAGCUUAAUGGAGUUCCCGUGCAUGCAUUCUGCAUGUUUUCCUCACCACUAAUUGUGUCACAUAACAUGAAUUUGAUCAUAGAUCACUAAAACAAAACUAACAAAUGCUCUGGAUGACACUCUAAAUCUAAUGCCACUAGGGUGUGUUGUGUUUACAGAUAACAACUAGUGCUGUGUUUGUGUUGCCUCCCCCCCCCGUUAUGCAAAGCUGUGUUGAAUGAAUUUUAUGGGAAGAGCCCUUUCUCUUUCAUCACCAGGUAUCUAUUAAUAGGUACUAAUGAGAUGCUCACCAAAUGGUGGGGAUAUGUACGGGAAUGUGGCCUAAGGAUGAGGAAUCUUUGUGUAAUGUGGAAAAUCCAGAGACUUUUUUUCUUUUUUCUUUAAAACAAUGUGUCCUCUUGAUUCCUGUCUUGGAACCUGUGUCACUCAUUCAUGUUUUGAGUCAUUAGCAAUGCUGCCCUGUGUUUGACUCAGUUUAUUACUGACUAUUCAUACUCUUGUCUGUUAUGAACAGUAAUAAUUGUCCCAUGCCGAUGCCUUCUCCAGCCAUGGAUUUUCUUUCUGCCUGAAUUCUCAGUGUUUUGAUUAUUUAUUUCAUUCUCAUGCUAGGAGAACCUCCUUAACAGAUUUUUUAUAUAAUUUUUUUUUUUAUCUUGCUUAAAUGUUAAGAUUGAAGUUUGCUAUUUGACCAAACAGUAGGUAAGGAUUGCCCACAGUAAAAAUUGUUUUGUGUGUAUAUGUAUUUUGAUAUUUAGGUUUACAAAACAUGAAAUUUGGGGUCAGAAAAUGAAAUCCUGAAAUCUUCAUAUCAAGUGUUUGGAAUAUGAAACUCAGCUGAUUAUGGUUGAGAAUACAUAAAGUGUUGCAACAUGUGCCCCCAAAUUCAGUUGGAAUAUUUGCUGAGUUUUACAGACAGCUGAUUGUUUGCUUUUAGUUUAGCAAAGAUCAUCUAAAUCAUCCAGAUAUGUUGUUUUAGCCUCACUUGUUCAGUGCAAUGCUGUUACCAGAUUAAACCCCAAGAGGCUCAGUUAACAGAGCUGGUUUAAAUGGCCUCCAACCAGCUUAUUGACUCAAUUAUUCCCUCUCAUUGGCUAAUGUUAGAGAAGAGAGUAAAGGAGUAUAGGCAUUUUACAGUCAAACAAUUAAGGGAUGGUGAUGAUUAAUUUGUUAGCUUUCUACAAAAGGAAGUGGCUUACAACAAGAACAUACAUACGAAAUACAAUUUGCCACAAGUACAUUGUUUAAAAGCAAUUAACAGGGUACUGCAAGUGUACAUCCAGAAAAAUCAAUUAGAAACAAAAUACCCAUCCCCAUUCAACAACAGGAUGGACACCAAAAUGCUAUCAAAAUGGCCACAGCAUGACUUGUAUUUACCGUUUCCAAAAUAAAACAUGGGGUGCUCCCUAAGCAGCUCAAAUCUAAGGGUCCUUCUGGUUCACAUGUUGAAAUGGGAGGAUUGUGUUCCAUGGAUGAACUUGUGAGAUGAUGUUGACUGCCAGGGCUCCUCUUGUGGGAGAAUUGUCAUUUACUAGAAAACCAGGAUUCAAAGUCAUGAGUUAAUUGUGAUGGUUGGACCCAGAACCACAUUCUUUUCUGUGGGAAAAGAGUUCUCAUGUUAGUGUCACAGAGACCUGUUGGGCGGUGUGUGACCCAAAACAUCUCAUAUCUUUGUCAUUGUCAAAAUUUCCAUCCCCUUACCACUGAGGGAGAAUAUGCUUCUGCUCCUUUGGUCCUCCUGCCCAUAUACCCAGAGAUCCCUGUGCUCUCCCAAUGUAGCACUAAAGAGCUCAUCUCCCAUAGUUAUUUUUUAAAAAAUAUUUCCCAACACAUGGCAAAGCUAUUCCCCACCUGCAAGACUAGUCCCACCCUGUUCCAUAAUGUGGAGAUAGAGAUAAUGCUAAAGAAGGCUGACUCUUAUACAGCUGGGCAUGAGAGAGGCAAUCAGGAUGUAAUUUAAAAAGGUUUGACAUCAUAUGUUGCCAAAACCAAACACAAGUUCUCAUAGCAUUUCCUGAUGUAAAAAAAAAAAUCUCUUGGUCAAACUUUGUUCUCUGAACAUUGUAAAGAAGGUGCGGUGUAAAAGGGGACUUUGUACAGUGCGCAAGAAGCUGCUAAGUGGUGAUGAUUGGAACUUAAUCAUGAACAAAUUGGAGGAAGGGGUGAAUAGUGAGAGACCAAGGCUGCAGAUUAUGCUGUAAUAUUCAGAACAGUCAUUCUGAGCUGAUUGCACAGAGCACCAUGUGAUUGUUUCAGAAUGGGUGAGUGGGAAACAGAAGGAAGAUCUGCAUCAGGCCAAAGGUGUUUCUUGUCCAGCACUCUGUCUCCCACAGUGACAAUGCAAAAUGAAAAAAGAGAGGGAUGCACUCCUCAAGGAAGCACAAAAAAAGAAGGAAAGAAUCCAAGGAUGUUGGAGAAAGGAAGGCGUAAUAGAAAGAGCCAUGCCCUUUGUAUACCACUUCUGAACAGAUAGACUAACCUACACUCCCAUGAAGUUGUCUAAUUCUCUUAGGAAUUAAAUUCAACUAUAACUGUAGUCUGGGACAUUUGUGGGGAUCUGGAUCCAACCUCAGAUUUCAUUGGUCAUAGAAGAGGCUAAAAUCAUUCUGUAUAAAAGCUAAAUUUACAAACCUAACCACACAGAGUUCUAGGACUUGUGGUUUGUUUCUCUCCUAACAAACGAUGAUGGUAAGCCAAAGUUUAUUUAUUAUUUAUUUUAUUUAUUUACCAUAUUUAUAGACAACCCUUCAGCCAAAGGCCCCAGGGCAGAAAUACACAAAAUUUAAUAAUAUUAAAACCAACCAACUUAAAUUCCAUAGAAAUUUCAUAGAAACAGCAACAACUAAAAUCUAACCAAACGUACAUGAAUCUUCCCCAAAAGCCUGAGAAAAGAGUUGUGUCUUUACUGGACAAUGAAAUGAUAACUGUUGCAGUGAGAAGCAAGUGAGAGGUCAUUCCAGAGACACAGGGUUACUCCUGAGAAAGCACACCCAUAGGAACCCACCCCUCAGAUGUCAUUCGGUGUGGGGACUACUAACAAGGCUUCCCCUGCAGAUCUUAAGACAUGGGAAAGAUGGUACGGAAGGAGAUGUUCUUUCAGAUACUGGGGACCUAGAUUGUUUAGGGCUUUAAAUACUGUUAUAAGCACCUUAAAUAUAGCUUGGAAGACAAUAGGCAACUAACGGGCAAUCAAAAUUGAUGUCAUAUGUGUGCUUCUCCAGAUACUCGCCAGCAGCUUGGUUGCUGCAUUUUGCACUACUAACAACUUUUCAAGGGCAGCCCCGCACAGAGCUCAUUGCAAUAGUUCAUCCUAGAAGUUAUCAGGACACUCAUAACUGUAGCCAAGCUAUCUCUCUCCAGAAAUAGUUUGUGUUGGUGCACCGAAAGUCGGUGUAGGCACUCUUAGCCACUGAGGCCAUUUGGGCCUCAAGUGAUGAGAAAGGUUUGUUCAUAGCUUGCCAUCAUGGUUCGUUAGAACAGAAACACAUCACGGCACGCUACUUGGAUGUAAUACGAAGCCAGCCUCUAGUUUGUUUCCCCCUCUGAACAGAAAAGGUAGGAGGGAGGGAGGAGCACUGGGGAACUUUUAACUUUAAUAUUAUUAUGUUUUAAUGUGACAUGCAAACUGGGCCACAGACGAAUAAUAAUCAUACCUCCCAGCCAAAGGAACCCUGGGGAUUGUACUUCUGUGUGCAGAACUAAAGAUUUUUUAAAGUGAUUUUUCAGUACCCUCAGCAGCACUAUAGUUCCCAAGAUUCUUUGAGGGGAAGCCAUGACAGUUAAAUUGCUAUAAAAUUAGUGUAGAUAGUAUAUACCCUUCAGAAAAUGAAUAACAGUGUGCCCUUGGUAGAAGCUCUGCAGAGUCCCAUUGUGAUGCCCUGUGAAAAAGCAACAAGAAAAAAUCUGGUAUGAAGGGGAGCCCAAAAUAUUGGUUAAUUUAUUUAGUCGUAAUAAAUGGCUCCUUCAGACAUAUUACUUUGAAACUAUCAAUUAGGUUAAUAUUUUAUUUUAUGCAAUGACAGUGACAGUUUGACUUCUGUGCUGGAUACCUUUUACACUGGGGAAAGCUUGAUAUAUUUUGAUACUUAAAUAUUUUGCAAAAAUUGUCAAGAUGAGCCUAUGCAGUUAUGCAACACAAGUCCCAUUAGACCAAGUUAGAGUUUAUCACAUGGGACACAGGCUUAGUUUGUGGUGAAAAAUGAUCAUGUGUUUGGAAUUCUUAGACAUACAGCAAAAUCCUAACCACAUUUACUGAGAAAUAAGUCCUAUUGAAUUCACUGGGGCUUACUCUCAGAUGAGUGGGGUUACGAUUGCAGCCUGAACAGAGCAGUCCAAAGCCCCUUUGCACAGGGCCAGGGGGGAGGUUGGAUUGGAUGCAGGUGCCCCUCUGCUGACCUCCUGCUUGGUGCCAGUGCCACCUGAGGAGUGACACCAGUUUCACUCGACUAGUGUGGAGCUUCCCUUCUGCCAGCAGGACUGCGGAGAUAGUCCUGCCACUCCAUAAAACUCUGCCAGGCUGAGGAGUGAGGAGUUAGGAUUGUUCUGUAAAUCAUUACUGAGACCCGGUCAGUUUGUUGUUUCAUAGAAAGGCCUAUGGAAUGUUAAAGAAAUCUUAUGAAAAUCCUACAAAACUUAUUAGAGAGUUAUAUCUCUGUCAUAUGAUUCUGUAUAAUAUUGGAAGGAAAAUGAUCUUACAGAACCCAGUAUAUAUUAUAUUUCUUAACAAUGUUGUUGGUUUUUAAAUGAAAUCUGCUACAUUCUUUUGGUUUCUUCCAUAAAAAAUAAAUAAAUUUGGCAGGACUAUAAAAAGAAAGCCACUCUCAUGUUUACCUGUCUUUAACGUGUAUGUGGCAUCUAUUAUUGCUAGCAAACAAGAAUGAUCAAGCCUUCUUGUGUGUUUUCAUGAUGACUCUGAAUGUACUGUCAGUUGACCUGCAAUUAUCUAUUGUACUUUGUUCUGGAUUUCAACUUUGCAUAUCUGUGAACAUAACUUCCGAGUUGUUUUGUUUAUUUUAUUUUCCCAACACAGUGUUAUUUAAAAUUGUAUCUUAUUUGCAGCCUCCACUAAUUAUACAGUACUGUAGCUCGAAAGUAUAAUUUCUAAAGUUUGGAUUAUUUUUAUAAGC
Messenger RNA from Rhineura floridana, 11022 nucleotides. RefSeq names its product heart development protein with EGF like domains 1 (gene HEG1). The transcript has 22 exons. Gene Ontology annotation, molecular function: calcium ion binding. The record is from RefSeq and is a predicted model, not a curated record. Bases 83 to 5653 code for a protein of 1856 amino acids. Gene Ontology annotation, biological process: heart development. Lineage: Eukaryota; Metazoa; Chordata; Lepidosauria; Squamata; Rhineuridae.